AUGUCUGACGGUCUGGAUAAUGAAGAGAAACCCCCAGCUCCCCCAUUGAGGAUGAAUAGUAACAACCGGGAUUCUUCAGCACUCAACCACAGCUCCAAACCACUUCCCAUGGCCCCUGAAGAGAAGAAUAAGAAAGCCAGGCUUCGCUCUAUCUUCCCAGGAGGAGGGGAUAAAACCAAUAAGAAGAAAGAGAAAGAGCGCCCAGAGAUUUCUCUUCCUUCAGACUUUGAACAUACGAUUCAUGUGGGGUUUGAUGCAGUCACCGGGGAAUUCACUGGAAUUCCUGAGCAAUGGGCACGAUUACUCCAAACCUCCAACAUAACAAAACUGGAACAGAAGAAGAACCCACAAGCUGUUCUAGAUGUUCUCAAAUUCUAUGAUUCCAAAGAAACAGUUAACAACCAGAAAUACAUGAGCUUUACAUCAGGAGAUAAAAGUGCACAUGGAUACAUAGCAGCCCAUCCUUCGAGUACAAAAACAGCAUCAGAGCCUCCUUUGGCUCCUCCUGUGUCUGAAGAAGAAGAUGAAGAAGAGGAAGAAGAAGAAGAUGACAACGAACCGCCACCAGUUAUUGCACCAAGACCGGAGCAUACAAAAUCAAUCUACACUCGUUCCGUGGUGGAAUCCAUUGCUUCACCAGCAGCACCAAAUAAAGAGGUCACACCACCUUCUGCUGAAAAUGCCAAUUCCAGUACUUUGUAUAGAAACACAGAUCGGCAAAGGAAGAAAUCCAAGAUGACAGAUGAGGAGAUCUUAGAGAAGCUACGUGACAUUCUGGGUCCAGGAGAUUAAAAAAAACUACAUUUUCUGCUGAAAAGAGUCAAUAAGGGGGCAUCAGGUACUGUUUAUACAGCACUAGACAUUGCAACAGGACAAGAGGUGGCCAUAAAGCAGAUGAACCUUCAACAGCAGCCCAAAAAGGAAUUAAUUAUUAAUGAAAUUCUAGUCAUGAGGGAAAAUAAAAACCCCAAUAUUGUUAAUUAUUUAGAUAGCUACUUAGUGGGUGAUGAACUAUGGGUAGUCAUGGAAUACUUGGCUGGUGGCUCUUUGACUGAUGUGGUCACAGAGACCUGUAUGGAUGAAGGACAAAUAGCAGCUGUCUGCAGAGAGUGCCUCCAAGCAUUGGAUUUCUUGCACUCAAACCAAGUGAUCCAUAGAGACAUAAAGAGUGACAAUAUUCUCCUCGGGAUGGAUGGCUCUGUAAAAUUGACUGAUUUUGGGUUCUGUGCCCAGAUUACACCUGAGCAAAGUAAACGAAGCACGAUGGUGGGAACUCCCUAUUGGAUGGCACCUGAGGUGGUAACUAGAAAAGCUUAUGGUCCGAAAGUUGAUAUCUGGUCUCUGGGGAUUAUGGCGAUCGAGAUGGUAGAAGGCGAACCCCCUUACCUUAACGAAAAUCCACUCAGGGCAUUAUAUCUGAUAGCCACUAAUGGAACCCCAGAGCUCCAGAAUCCUGAGAGACUGUCAGCUGUAUUCCGUGACUUUUUAAAUCGCUGUCUUGAGAUGGAUGUGGAUAGACGAGGAUCUGCCAAGGAGCUUUUGCAGCAUCCAUUUUUAAAAUUAGCCAAGCCUCUCUCCAGCCUGACUCCUCUGAUUAUCGCAGCAAAGGAAGCAAUUAAGAACAGCAGCCGUUAG
Orycteropus afer afer is the source of this 1635-nucleotide messenger RNA. The record is from RefSeq and is a predicted model, not a curated record. NCBI's taxonomy places the organism in Eukaryota, Metazoa, Chordata, Mammalia, Tubulidentata, Orycteropodidae.